AUUUGUUUUGACAUCUCUUUCAAACAAAAACACCAGAGAGACACCACAGAAAUAUUUUUUGCAUUUUAUUUCCAGACGUGACCCGGGCUGCCCAGACUGCAAUUUUAUAAAUAAUAUUUUCUGUGCACGUUCGAGUUGGCUUCCAGGAAAAUGACUUUAACGAAAGUGGUUGACCAGUGCAGCAUCAUGCAAGGCGAUCGAAGCAAAUUAAAAGACCUACUUCGGCUACGUUUAACCGAAUGUGGAUGGAACGUGGAAGUUCGUUUGCUGGUGAGGGAAUUGGUGAAGGAAGAAGGCGGUAACAUCAAUGUUGAUAAAAUUGUGCAGACUGUAACACCUAAGGCUAGGAAUUUAGUACCAGACACCGUCAAGAAGGAGCUCGUGCUGAAAAUUAAAAAUAUCUUACAAGCGCAAAUGACAGACAUGUAAAUGUUGAAUAAAAAAAAAUUCCGAGUCAAAA
Messenger RNA from Bradysia coprophila, 460 nucleotides. RefSeq names its product enhancer of yellow 2. The record is from RefSeq and is a predicted model, not a curated record. Lineage: Eukaryota; Metazoa; Arthropoda; Insecta; Diptera; Sciaridae. Gene Ontology annotation, cellular component: SAGA complex; nuclear pore. Gene Ontology annotation, molecular function: transcription coactivator activity. Gene Ontology annotation, biological process: mRNA export from nucleus; positive regulation of DNA-templated transcription.